Messenger RNA from Bombyx mori (domestic silkworm), 3301 nucleotides. RefSeq names its product glutathione S-transferase epsilon 6 (gene GSTe6). Gene Ontology annotation, biological process: glutathione metabolic process. The record is from RefSeq and is a predicted model, not a curated record. Gene Ontology annotation, molecular function: glutathione transferase activity. The coding region runs from base 234 to 920 and encodes 228 amino acids. The transcript has 6 exons. Lineage: Eukaryota; Metazoa; Arthropoda; Insecta; Lepidoptera; Bombycidae.
GAAAUUAAUAAAGGUCCUCAUUUGGUCUCGAUUUGGCUCUUAAACAUAAAUUGAGUAAAGCGACAUCUAUGAGAAAAUCGUUUAAUUAAUAUCUUAUCUUGGACAUAGACCUCGAAUGGUACUUUGGACUUUAGUUUGAAGAAGCAAGCGGUCAAGGAAUUCUAAUUUAGAAAAUAAUACACGUAGGCUAAUAAAACAGGAUAAACACAAAAUUUGAAAUAUAAAUUGAUAAAAUGACUCCGAUAUUAUACAAGACUGACGCCAGUCCGCCUGCUAGGGCUGUGAUGAUGAUUGUUGAUAUAUUGGGACUAAAAGUUGACGAGCAGGAACUGAAUCCAAUAUUACGCCAACAAGACACACCGGAAUUUAAAAAAAAAAAUCCAAUGAGAACUAUUCCUAUAUUAGAGGAAGGAGAUUUCUACCUCGCGGAUAGUCACGCCAUUAUGUUGUACUUGAUCGAUAAAUACGGUAAACCGGAACACGCUCAUCUCUAUCCGAGCGAGAAAAGGAAACGAGCUACAAUAAAUCAACGACUUUUCUUUGACUGCGGAGUGCUAUUCCCUAGAUUGAGGGCCGUUAUGGCACCAACGUACGCAGGAAAAUUAGCGGAAUUGAAUCGAAACAUGAUCAAGAACAUCGAGGAUGCUUAUUCAAUAAUGGAAUCCUAUCUAACAGAGAAUUUGUAUCUAGCUGAUGAAGUUGUCACUGUAGCGGACAUAAGCGCAAUAACGACUAUUUCGUCUUUGAACGGCUUGUACCCGGUAGAUGAGAAAAGAUAUCCAAAACUUAGCAAAUGGAUAAACAGAAUGAACGAUAAAGAAUAUUGUAGAAAGAUCAACACUCCCGGAAGCGAGCUACAUGUGGCCGGUUUGAUAGCCUUAAUGGACAAUACUAAACACAAUCAGCAAUCAAAACUUUAGGUAAAGUCUUUUACUUUACUAUUUAAAACUACUUUAAGCUUUGGCUAUUUUAUUAUUUUUAAGAAAAUUAAAUUUUCACGUUUUCCUUUAGAAUCACGUUUUUUUUAUUGCUUAUAAGUCACGGCCCUGCCACCUGGUAUUCAUUGAUUACCGAAGCCCAUAAACAUCAACAACGUAAAUGCCGAAACCAACCUUGAGAGAAGAGUUUCAAGUCUGUUUUUCCAGUACAAUAGCUGCCCCUCCCUUAAAAACCGAAACGCAUUACUGCUUCACGGCAGAAACAAGCAGAGUGGUAGUACCUACUCGAGCGGGCUCACACGACGGCUUACCACCAAAUAAACCGUCGUGGCCUAAAGGAUAAGACGUCCGGUGCAUUCGUAUCGAGCGAUGCACCGGUGUUCAAAUCCCGCAGGCAGGUACCAAUUUUUCUAAUGAAAUACGUACUUAACAAAUGUUCACGAUUAACUUCCACGGUGAAGGAAUAACAUCGUGCAAUAAAAAUCAAACCCGCAAAACUAUAAUUUGCGUAAUUACUGGUGAUAGGACCUCUUGUGAGUCCGCACGGGUAGGGACAACCGCCCCGCCUAUUUCUGCCGCGAAGCAGUAAUGCGUUACGGUAUGAAGGGUAGGGCAGCCGUUGUAACUAUACUGAGACUUUAGAACUUAAAUCUCAAGAUUGGUGGCGUAUUUACGUUAAUGUUUAUGGGCUCCAGCAACCACUUAACACCGGGUGGGCUGUGAGCUCGUCCAACCAUGUAAGCAAUAACAAAAAUAAAACAAAAAAAAUUACCUUAGCAAGCAAAGGGAUAUUUCAGUUCCGCGAUGUACAGCUCAUAAAAUUUAAGUUUGUUGACCCCAGUUUUGUUCGCUUUACAUCGCGGAACUAAAACAUCCGAUUUCCGUUUAUGGAAAAAUAAUGUAUUUAUUUCGUUUCGCUCAUAAGUCUAUUUAUCAAUAAGGUUUCAAUCAUACAAAAACAAAACAAAUAUAAAGAAUCACAGGUUUUUUUUCAUUUAUUUCAAUAAUAACUAAAGAAAUGCAAAGAUCUUAUCAACUUUACACUCCAGUAACUUCUAGGGCUACCAUACGGUUAACGUUCAAUGAGAAAUUAAUGAUUACAAAAAACGUUACACAGUAAACUUUAAUUUUUCUUCCUAUAAGUCUUGUAUAGUCUUUCGUUAACGCCCCGCACUUGAUUCAGAACAUUACCACUUACAAUAAUACACGUACAAUACUCGCAAAACGUCCAUUCAUAUUCAGCACAUACAUAAAAACGAGUCGCGCAUACAGACAGACAAACGUUAUGGAAAUGUUGACGCGCAGUCAGCUAUCACUCAUAUUAACAUGGUAGUUACGUUGGGCGUAACAAAUCGUUACACAGCGCUCCGCAGUUCCAAUUACCCAUCCUCUUUCGGAGGUGUGAACCAGCCUGAAAAUUAGAUAAAUAUUAGUAUGAAACGAUUACAACUCUUACAUGAAUAGGGGCUUCGUCUAUCUAUACAUAUAAAUAAAAUUGGAGUGUCUGUUUGUAAUAGUGAAAUAACCGCUUUUUACUACAUGCAUAUGAAUAUAUAUACGGUACAUACACUAAAAUAACAUUUUUUACAAUUUUUGUCUGUCUGUUUGUUUGUUCCGGCUAAUCUCUGGAACGGCUGGACCGAUUUUGACGAGACUUUCAGUAAUAGGUAGCUGAUGAUAUAAGGAGUAACUUAAACAUUUUUAGAAUAGCUUGGCCCCGCGGCGUCGCCCGCUGUACUACAAUAACCGCGGGUAACAUCGCGGGACUCAACUAUCAAUAAUAAAAUUUAAUAUUUCCGAAGCGAAGCGAGGGCGGGUCGCCAGUACUAAUAUAUAAAUCUACAGUGGUAUUUACGGAUGUUCCGUUAUAACUACUGAACCGUGCAUCCGAUUGACUUGAAACUUGGUAUCCAUGUAGAAAAUACAUAUACUUAAAGGAUAGGCUAAUAUUUAUAUGAGUGUUGGACUCCCUACACCAGUUGCGGGGGCGUUAAUGAUCAGAAUCUUUGUGGGGGUGAGAAAUAAUAAUGUUAAUUUUACCCAGCGAAGCGGACGGGUACAGCUAGUUUGUUAUAAUGUACGUAUUUACGAUAGUAAUUAUGUUGUUGGAAAACAGAAUAUAUUAAACAUUCAUAUAUUUUUACACAACAGAGUUUAUGUUAAAAAUAUGUACUAAUCAUGUUUAGUUCGUAUUCAGACAUUUCUUCAAUAAAAAAAUACAUUAAAUGUUGUUUUUAUUAAUUUGUUCAUUGUAUUUGUAACUAACUAUAGUCAACAAUUAUUUGGAUUUAAAAAAGCUUUUCAAGAAUGUAAUUCAAAAUAAUAUCAUAUGAACGUACUCAUUAAAUUUAUUAAUAAACUAA